AUGGGGAACGUAGUGUCCCCCUGCCUCCUCCCCAACCGACGAGGCACCGUGAAGUUGGUCUUCUGGGGCGGGGCCGUGAGGGUGCUGCCGAAGAGCCAGCCCGCAGACGAGCUCCUCUUCGAGUAUCCCGACCACGUCAUCUGCCAAGCCGACUCCUUCUUCAUCGGCCGCCCCGUGCCGGCGCUCGGCCUCCACGACGAGCUCAUCGCCGGCAAAACCUACUUCGUCGUCCCCAUCGAUCGCCUCCCGCCGCGGGUUCUCACGGCGGCGUCCCUCUCGGCGCUCUCGGCGGCGCCCAAAGGCUCCGGCAUGCCCUUCGGAGAAAGCCCCUUCGAGUAUAUGAAGGACGCCCACGAGAGGACGAUCAUCAGAGUCAACCCGGAAUUCAUCGCAAGGAUCAUGUCGGAAGGGAGCGGCGGCGGCGGCGGUGGCGGCGGAGACAGCGGCGGAGGAGGCAACAGCAGUCCUCUCUGCACCACACCGGAGUUGCAGAAGCAUUACGCCCAGCUUGUUGGACCGAGGGAGCAGCAGUGGUCGCCCAAGCUGGAGACCAUCUCCGAGCGCAGGGCCAGGCUAUCGCCCAGUAGGAUCCUAGGGUUUGACAUAGGAAGAUGA
Spirodela intermedia is the source of this 615-nucleotide messenger RNA. NCBI's taxonomy places the organism in Eukaryota, Viridiplantae, Streptophyta, Magnoliopsida, Alismatales, Araceae. The record is from the annotation of a GenBank genome assembly.